AUGAGAUUUCAUUUCCUCCUUAUACUUGCAUUAACGAUAAUGACAACAACAAUUAUUGAUUCAAUGCCUACUCAUGUGACAUUGACAUGCCAUAAUUCAGAACACUGUUCACAUUUAACUGUUAAAAGUCGUCUAUUACCAAAUUGUACGAAAAAACAACAUCAUGUAUCACGACGAAUAAAGCGUUUAUUCAAAUGUCGACAUAACGAUACGAUUGUUUUAAAUCAGAUACCAUCAAAAAUAAAGACAAAAUUAUUUGAUGUUGAAGAAAAAGAAAUAAACUAUAAAACAAUGAGAUUGUAG
This is a messenger RNA of Didymodactylos carnosus, 303 nucleotides long. Lineage: Eukaryota; Metazoa; Rotifera; Eurotatoria; Philodinida; Philodinidae. The record is from the annotation of a GenBank genome assembly.